UGUCUGGAUCCAUGUAUAUAAAAACCGUUCAUUUGUCAUUGAUGGUUAUCAUCUUGCUGACUAGCUGAAUUGUUCACCUUAGAUCAAUAUCUACACUCCUUUAGAUCCAAAAUGAAGUUAGCAGUUAUCCUGGCUAUUGCUCUUGCAGUACUUCUUAUAGUCCAAGACGCAGAUGCAAGCUGUGCUUCCAGAUGUAAAUCUCGUUGUAGAAGCAGACGCUGUAGAUAUUACGUCUCAGUCAGAUAUGGAUGGUUCUGCUACUGCAAAUGUCUCAGAUGUUCCAGCGAGCACACCAUGAAAUUCUCACCAGAAAGUGAAGGACCAGCUGAGAUGCCAGCACAGAUGAAUGACCAUGAGCAAUUCCAGGACAUGCAGAAAGGAGAAACCGAACAAGGUGAAACUGGAAUGUAAAUAGACGGCCUGAUAAAGUGACAUUGAUACACAUUCUGUUUUGGAGUGAAAUUCGAAAUGUGUUUAUAGACUUUCCUCUUUCGUUUCACUUGUAUAAAAUGUCUUAGAUUUCUGUAAUUGUUAUUCUAAAUAAAAUUGUGUUUCAACUUAA
Molecule: messenger RNA, 562 nt
Organism: Mytilus trossulus (common blue mussel)
Lineage: Eukaryota; Metazoa; Mollusca; Bivalvia; Mytilida; Mytilidae
Exons: 4
Coding region: 112-411 (99 amino acids)
Source: RefSeq, a predicted model, not a curated record